AUGGCCACCGCUGGAGCUGUCGCCGUUUCGGAGCCAACCACCCACGUACCAGCAGAAAGGGAUACACUUCAGGAGAGUCCAGGUGCGGCUUCAACGCCCCUGGAUACAACCUCAACAAAUACCGAGGAUGUCCCACCUGCUAAUAACCAAAUCGCUUCGUGGAAAGGAUGGGCAGAAAUAGAAAAUGACCCGAUUGUGUUCAGCACCUUGUUACGAGAAUGGGGUGUCUCCAAUGUCCAGGUCAACGAAGUAGUGCCACUUGACAGCGUCUUCGAGUAUCCGCCGCAGAGUAUCUACGGACUAAUCUUUUUGUCGAGAUGGGCCGCACCCGAAACCGAAAAUGAUCUUACACAGCCUCCCACCGGAAUUUGGUUCGCAAACCAGACGCUUUCCAAUUCUUGUGCCACGGUUGCUCUUAUGAAUAUCGUCAACAACCAGGCCACGGUUAACCUGGGCCAGCCACUCGACGACUUCCGGGCGACCACUAUGCAUUUGACCCCCGUUGAACGAGGCCUUGCCCUAGAUCGCUUCGACCACGUUAGAGACGUUCACAACUCGUUUGCCACAGAGUUUGACAAGAUGAAUGUCGAUCUUCGUCUCAAACAGGACAUGGCUCUGGCCGAAAAGAAGAAAAGAGCCGCAAAUGCCAAACGGCCACGCAAGAAACUCAAAGCAGAAGACGAAGCCGACGAGGACGAAAGCGGUCUUCAUUUCAUUGCAUAUGUGCCAGCUGGAGGGGUGGUAUGGAGAAUGGAUGGCUUGGAGCGUCUUCCACGGAAGCUAGGCUUUGUGCACGAAGGAGAUAGCUGGAUCGCCAUGGUUCUUCCGGAGCUACAGGCUCAGUUGGAAUCCGCAACGACCAACUCUUUGGAGUAUUCCUUGCUCUCUCUGACCGCAUUGGACGACUCGUUGAGCUUGGAUGCGGAUCAGGUGAAGAUGGAGAGAACACGAGAGGAUUGGGGGCCAUUCCUGGCGAAAAUGGUCAAGGUGCAUGCUGAGAAGGGUACUUUGAAACAGGGACUGGGGUAG
Fonsecaea pedrosoi CBS 271.37 is the source of this 1029-nucleotide messenger RNA. RefSeq lists its product as uncharacterized. The coding region runs from base 1 to 1029 and encodes 342 amino acids. Gene Ontology annotation, molecular function: cysteine-type deubiquitinase activity. The transcript has 3 exons. Gene Ontology annotation, biological process: ubiquitin-dependent protein catabolic process; protein deubiquitination. The record is from RefSeq and is a predicted model, not a curated record. Gene Ontology annotation, cellular component: cytoplasm. NCBI's taxonomy places the organism in Eukaryota, Fungi, Ascomycota, Eurotiomycetes, Chaetothyriales, Herpotrichiellaceae.